Molecule: messenger RNA, 660 nt
Organism: Fibroporia radiculosa
Lineage: Eukaryota; Fungi; Basidiomycota; Agaricomycetes; Polyporales; Fibroporiaceae
Exons: 2
Coding region: 1-660 (219 amino acids)
Source: RefSeq, a predicted model, not a curated record
AUGUCUACAAGACGUAGGGUUGGAUUCAGCACGUCGUCCUCGGAGGCGUCGAGGAGACAACUAAUGCAACCCGUUCCUUGCUGGGAGAAAGCAUGGAUUCUUCCCGAGAACGCGGCACCAGGCUCGACGCUGCGCAUAUAUAAAUGGGUAAAAACGGAAAAGAAACAGCAAUUUAGCGACGAUGAGGGCGAGACAGACCAACCGCUCGCCCCCCUACCGGAGCCCGACGAAAUCGAAGUGGUUGAGGGAGACGAAGAGUUGGAUCAAGACGAGGCCGCUGUCUCCGUUGUGCCAGAGACGACGACGGCGUCGCGUGAGGUUUCCAUGCCCGCUGCGUUCGAUUCUAAGGAAGAACUAAAACCCGCCUCGCCCAAACCACAUCCGUUGUCCAUAUCCUUCCAGCCACCUUCGCCUGCGCCGGGCCAGGAUGAUGCUCUUGACGAAUCCUUGAAACCACUGGGAGGAGAGCUAGAUGCUGCCGUAGGCGCGGAUGCCCUUGGUAGUGCAAUGUCGCUGGAUAUGUCCCAGAUGGGUCCAGACGGUGAACCUUUUGAGGACGCGCAGGACUUAUCUCAGCUGCAAUCUGCGGACGCAUUGCUGGGAGGCGCAUUGAUGGAUGAUCCCAUGGAUGAUCCCUUUGCCGUCCCUCCCGAGUCGUAG